AGGAUGGGAAUAUGAUGUCAACAGUGCUCGAAACAUUAACCAUAUCGCAAGGAGACAACCAAAUUGAAAGGCCAAAAGAUGGACCAGACCUGAUCGAAGAAGUAAUGAGGGGGAAAAGGAUGAGAGAGUUUUACUCUCGCGAGUUGAGGAGUUCACAACGCAAAUCCCAUUCCCACAGUAGAUAGGGGAAAUAAAAAUGAGCAGCGGAGGAGAUGGGAGAAGAAGAUUCUAUUCGCUUCCGCUCUCGUCGUCCUCGUCUUCUUCCUCCUAACUGCUGUACCAUCUCUUGAAAGAAAAGAGAAAAAUUAGAUCUUUCUCCCAUCCAUUGGAGCUUUCUCCAGCUCUCUGUUUCUUCUCUCUGUUCUAGCUGUUGUUCUCUCGGUAUCUUGGCAUGUUGAGCCAUGGGUUCUUCUGGUUAAGAUUCUUCACCAGGAGCAAUAUCAUUCGGUGUCUCUCAUCUAACAAAACCUUUCUUCUUUCUGUUUCGCGUUCGUUUUUUGUUUGUAGGAGUGAGAGCAGAGUGAAGAGGAAAAAAAGACUUGUUUUUGGUGGGGUUGUAAUGGGUUUGAGCUGGGAAAGGUGAGAUUUUUCGGAACUGGAAGUUUCCUCCUAUGUGUUGGAUUGGGUAGGGGGAGAAAGAAAGAGAGAGAGAGAGAGAAAGGAUAAGAGAUGAGGGCGGGGCUGAGCACGAUCCAGCAGACGCUGACGCCGGAGGCGGCGAGCGUUCUGACCCAAUCCAUCGCCGAGGCGGCGCGGCGGAGCCACGGGCAGACGACGCCGCUGCACGUGGCGGCCACCCUCCUCGCCGCCCCCUCCGGUCUCCUCCGCCAGGCCUGCAUCCGCUCCCACCCGCAGUCUUCCCACCCCCUGCAGUGCCGUGCCCUCGAGCUCUGCUUCUCCGUCGCCCUCGACCGCCUCCCUGCCUCCGAUUCCGCGGCCGCUGGAGGCAGAGCCGGGGCCGCUGUGCUCGCCGAGCCUCCCAUCUCCAACGCGCUCAUGGCGGCCCUGAAGCGCGCCCAGGCCAACCAGCGUCGCGGCUGCCCUGAGCAGCUGCAGCAGCCGCUCCUCGCCGUUAAGGUCGAGCUGGACCAGUUCCUCAUGUCGAUUCUUGACGAUCCUUCCGUUAGCCGCGUGAUGCGCGAGGCCAGCUUCUCCUCCACCGCCGUCAAGUCCACCCUCGAACAAUCCGUCUCCUCUUCAUCAUCCUCGUCUUACGCCGCGUCCUCCGCAACAUCCAUUGCUUCUCUCCCCACCGUCUCUCCUGCACCCCCCGCCUCUCUGGUUCUCGGUCUAACAAACCGUGCCGCCCCCUGCCGCAACCUCUACAUGAACCCCCGCCUCAACCAGCACCAGGAAAACGAUGGCGGCAGCGCCCCGGCCGCUGCCGAAGGUGGCAACGAUCAGCCCCGGACGGAGGACGUGAAGCGGGUUGUAGAUAUCCUCUUGCGAUCCAAAAAGCGAAACCCCAUCCUCGUCGGGGACUGUAAUCUUGACGCCGUAAUGAGAGAAGUACUACAGAGGAUAAAAUCCAUCGAUGCCCCGUCCCCGCUGCGGAAUACCCAAGUCGUCCCCUUUGCAAAGGAAAUCGACACCGCCACCCCCGACCAUUCCCAGGUCACCGUAAAGAUCAAAGAGCUCAGCAGCUCGAUCGAGUCCAUGAUGCGCGGCGGCGAACUUGGUGUGAUCCUCGAUCUGGGGGACCUUAAAUGGCUCGUGGAGAGCCCCAGCUUGUCGACGGGCUCUGGCCCAAUUCACCCGCCGAAGCCGGUGGUCUCAGAGGCCGGCCGGACGGUGGUGGAGGAGAUGGGGAGGCUGUUGAAGAAGUUCGAAGAUGGAGGUCGCGUGUGGCUCGUCGGGGCGGCAGUUUCCGCGACGUACCUCCGCUGCCAGGUGUACCACCCGACAAUGGAGAACGAUUGGGAUCUGCAGGUGGUACCGAUCGCGCCAAGGUCAUCCCUUACCAAUAUGUUCCCAAGGCUUGGGAGCAGUGGUAUACCAAGCAGGUCUGUCGAGACUCUAGCACCGAUGAAAGGCUUAGGACCCCUGAGACGGCCACCCGAGAAUACUGACCCUCCUCGAAGAACGACCCUCUGCCCUGUCUGCACGGAGAGCUAUGAGUGUGAAUUGGCCAAGCUCGUUGCGAAGGAGUUCGAGAAGUACUCUACGAAACGGGAGGCGAGCCAGGCGUUACCUCAGUGGCUGCAACUAGCGAACCUCAGUAAUGGAGGGAGCACUAAAUCUUCAUCUGCUCCUCUUCAGUCCAAGGAGGAAGAGCUACGCUGGAAGCAGUGCACUGAGGAGCUGCUGAGGAGAUGGUGCGGGACUUGUUCCCGCCUUCAUCCUAGCUUCCAUCAAUUGCACACCAAGCUGCCUUCAAUAACUCCAGCUCUGUCAAAGCCUUUAAGUGUGUUGAGAACACAUCCACCAUCUGAGCCCAAGUUAAAUCUUUCUCGGAGCCUCUCUCCCCUUCGGUUGGAAAGCAACCAGGACACACCUGCGGCUAAACUUCCUACUAGCCCUCCUGGGAGCCCGGUGAAGACUGACCUUGUCCUCGGGAGCUCAAAGGUUCUCAAUUCUUCCUCUGAUGCUACCCGUAAAGACCGCCUCAAGGAUUUCACUGGGUGCAUGCCAAGCACAUUCUCCAGUCAGCAGAAGGCUAAAAUUGGUGGCAUUUUGGAUAUCGACGAAUACAAAAGACUAUUUAAGGGGCUUACAGAGAGAGUCAGUUGGCAACAGGAAGCAGCAUCAGCCGUUGCGACUGUUGUACUGCAAUGCAAGUCUGGUAAUGGAAAGCGGCGGAGUGGUGGUACCAAAGGUGAUACUUGGCUUCUUCUUGUUGGGCCCGAUAGGGUUGGUAAGAGGAAGAUGGCAAGUGCCCUAUCUGAGCUAAUGUUUGGCAUUGGACCUACAGUCAUUAAUUUUGGUCACAUUUCAUGCACCAACGGCAAUGAUGGAGAGUCCAAUUUGACUUUCCGUGGGAGGACAUCCAUGGACCGAAUCGUCGAAGCAGUUUGGCAGAACCCGUUCUCGGUGAUUGUGCUUGAAGACAUUGAUCAAGCAGACAUGCUUUUGCAGGGUAAAAUUAAGCAGGCGAUAGAGAGGGGCCGUCUACCCGACUCAUAUGGUCGGGAGGUCAGCUUGGGAAGUGUUAUCUUUGUCCUUACUGCUGACUGGCUGCCGGAAGAGUUGAAGAACUAUUAUUCCCUCCUCCAGUCUGAGAGAAAGAUACUGGAGUCAGCGUAUUGUGGAUUGGAAUUGGAGCUUACCACCGGGGAGAGGCCUGGGAAACGCCGUCCAACUUGGGUGUGUGACAAUGAUCAACUAGCUAAGUUCAGGAAGGAAUCAUAUGUUAGCACCGAACUGUCCCUUGAUCUGAAUUUAGCUGUGGGAACUGAUGUUGAGGCUGGGGAGGGAUCAUGGAACUCAAGUGACCUCACCACUGAGCAUGAACAUGACAAAAGAAGGCUCGCUAUGAAGUGUUCGACAUCAUCGUUGACGUCAGAACUAGUGGAACUCGUGGACGAAGCUGUAACAUUCAAGCCGGUGGACUUUGUUCUGCUGAAAAAGAAUGCACUCGAGUCCUUAUCGGUGAAAUUUACAGCCAUUAUGGGCAAGGGGCAAGCGAUAAGGGUUGACGAGGAUGCUCUUGAUCGAAUUGUUGGCGGUGCAUGGCUCAGCGGUGCAGCUUUCGAUGAUUGGGCCGAACGGGUGUUGAUUCCUAGCUUGAGGCAACUAAGAGAUAACUUCAAAGCUGAUGGUGAGGUCUUAGUCCUUCGGCUAUCCACGAGAAUGGAGAACCGAGCACAGAGAAGCAAUGUCAAGGAUUGGUUGCCGACAACGGUGGCCAUCUAUAUCGAUGGUGGCCACGACAUUUGAUGGUCUACAGAAACUUGAUGGAUACAUUCUUUGAGCAAAUAUGUAUAUAUUACAUGGGGAUCUUUUUUCUCUAAACUUCUUUUGGGAAGCUAAGACCAUGCCGAGAGGAACUUAACUACCGAUAGGUAUAGGUUGGAGAAGUUAACACCCAUAUAAUUCACAAUGCUAAGAAUACUUGUAAUAUGUUCCUCAGUAUUCUUUUAGUUUAUUUUGUUCAGAACA
Musa acuminata subsp. malaccensis (wild Malaysian banana) is the source of this 4098-nucleotide messenger RNA. The record is from RefSeq and is a predicted model, not a curated record. NCBI's taxonomy places the organism in Eukaryota, Viridiplantae, Streptophyta, Magnoliopsida, Zingiberales, Musaceae.